CCUCCCAACUCUCUCACUCGCCACUCUUCCUUUCCUUUCUCUUCCACAUCACUAUUCACAUACUCUCUCUCUCUCUCUCUCUCCUUUUUCUCAUCCACCAAUCAAAAACACUUUCACUUUUUUCUUCAAAACAAUCUUCUUCUUCUCCUUCUCCUUCCUUCAUCAACCGUCACAAUCUAACCACCUUUUUCUUCUCAUCUCCCCAAACAACCCUUUUGCCUUCUCCUUCAACUCCACCAAAAAAGCCACUUCAUUUCCUUCAAACCUCGUGAAAAGCAAGGAUAUGUUUGUGGUUAUGGAGAGGGGCUCAGAAAGGUGCUUAGAUUCUCAACUAUGGCAUGCCUGUGCUGGUGCCAUGGUUCAAAUGCCACCUCUCAACACCAAAGUCUUCUACUUUCCCCAGGGGCACGCAGAACACGCUCGUGGGAAAGUAGAUUUCGGCCAAACCCGGAUUCCACCAUUCAUCCCUUGCAGACUCUCUGCCAUGAAAUACAUGGCAGACCCUGACACAGACGAGGUGUAUGUCAAAAUGAGGUUGACCCCUUUGAGGGAGCAUGAAUUGGAUUUGGAAGACUGUUCUUUCUUGGGGAACAGUGGAGUAGAGGGUCAAGAGAAGCCUCCCACUUCUUUUGCCAAGACACUCACACAAUCUGAUGCCAACAAUGGUGGAGGCUUUUCUGUGCCUCGUUACUGCGCUGAGACCAUCUUUCCAAGGUUGGACUAUUCGGCUGAGCCUCCGGUUCAGACCAUCAUUGCCAAGGAUAUGCAUGGACAGUGCUGGAAGUUUAGGCACAUCUAUAGAGGGACACCCAGGAGGCAUCUUUUGACCACUGGAUGGAGCAAUUUUGUGAACCAGAAGAGGCUUGUUGCUGGGGACUCUAUUGUGUUUCUGAGGGCAGAAAAUGGGGAUCUUUGUGUUGGGAUAAGGAGGGCUAAGAAGGGGAUUGGUGGAGGGGCUGAGUUCUCUUCUGGGUGGAACCCUCUCUUUGGUGGGGGUUCUGGAUUCUUGAGUGGUGCAAAAGGUGGUGGUGAUGAGAUGGUGGGAAGAGUGGCUGCUGAGUCUGUUCUUGAGGCUGUUACUUGUGCUGUUAAUGGAAGGCCUUUUGAGGUUGUGUACUAUCCAAGGGCUAGCUCCCCAGAGUUUUGUGUUAAGGCUUCUGUUGUGAAGGCUGCAAUGCAAAUUCAGUGGUGUUCUGGGAUGAGAUUCAAAAUGCCCUUUGAGACCGAGGAUUCUUCUAGGAUCAGUUGGUUCAUGGGAACCAUUUCUUCUGUUCAGGUUGCAGAUCCCAUCCGUUGGCCUGAUUCUCCUUGGCGCCUUCUGCAGGUGGUGUGGGAUGAGCCAGAUUUACUUCAAAAUGUCAAGUGUGUAAACCCUUGGUUGGUGGAACUAGUCUCAAACAUGCCAACCUUCAAUCUCUCUGCAUACUCACCUCCUAGAAAGAAACAACGCUUUAUACAAGAUCCAUAUUUUCAAGUCAUCAACCAACUCCCAAUGCCAUCAUUCUCUGGCAAUCUUCUCAAUUAUACAAACUCUCUAUGUAACAUUGAAAAUAAUAGUUCUGCAGGCAUACAGGGAGCCAGGCAUGCUCAAUUUGGACUAUCUCCAUCUGAUUUUCCCUUCAACAAGCUCCAAGCAGACAUGCUUCUAGGUGGAUUCUCAAGGCUUGAUCAUGCAGCACAACCUAUUAGGCCUCCUUGUGGAACCUAUAAGAGCAACCCUGCUACUAAGGCCAAUGUUGACAUAUCUUGCUUGUUGACUGUGGGAACUCCUGGCCAGAAUUACAAGGAAUCCAAUGAAACAAAAGCACCCCACAUCUUGUUAUUUGGGAAACUCAUUCACACUGAGCAAAAGAGUUCUAACACUAGCUCGGCUAGUACUGCUGGGAAUAGUGUGUCUGAGGGGAAUUCACUAAAGACAUCAAAUGCUUCUGAUGGCAUUGGUUCUGCUUUGCACCAAAGUAGUCCAAUUGAGAAUAAUUCUGAUGGAGGGUCUCCCUGGUACAAGGAUCAACACAAGUCUGAUCUGGAAACCGAAACUGUCAACACAUUGUGUAUGGCUUUAUAACAAAUCAACGUAUUUUCAGUUGCUGAGCCUGUGAGUUCUUGAAGACAUCCAUGCGGCUAGCUAACUAUUUUUUAACAGAUUUCAGUAGCUCUAGUGUUUCCAUUGCUGUAUAGGUGUUGUUUUUCUUUCGGCAUCAUUGUAUUUGGGUGCAAGUUAACAAAAAUAUUCCCCCAUUUGAUUCAGAAACAUAUUUUAUAACAUAUUAACUAUUACGUUUUGCUAUUACAAGUGAGUAAUAAUGGUUUUGAUAAACAACUAAAGGGGUAAUAUUUUUGUGAACUUGCACUUAUCUGAAGUUUUCUCUCCUGCUUUAUGAGGGAGAAUCCCUCUUCCAAUUAUGGGAUGAUGUAACUCAUGAAUUUCUUUCAAGGAAUGUUAUCCAAGAGAUUGCCUUUGUUCUUGAUUUAA
Messenger RNA from Cajanus cajan (pigeon pea), 2473 nucleotides. Its product is annotated as auxin response factor 18. NCBI's taxonomy places the organism in Eukaryota, Viridiplantae, Streptophyta, Magnoliopsida, Fabales, Fabaceae. Gene Ontology annotation, molecular function: DNA binding. Gene Ontology annotation, biological process: regulation of DNA-templated transcription; response to hormone. The record is from RefSeq and is a predicted model, not a curated record. Gene Ontology annotation, cellular component: nucleus.